This is a messenger RNA of Musca vetustissima, 1592 nucleotides long. Its product is annotated as acetyl-coenzyme A transporter 1. Bases 1 to 1581 code for a protein of 526 amino acids. Gene Ontology annotation, molecular function: acetyl-CoA transmembrane transporter activity. Gene Ontology annotation, cellular component: membrane. The transcript is spliced from 2 exons. The record is from RefSeq and is a predicted model, not a curated record. Lineage: Eukaryota; Metazoa; Arthropoda; Insecta; Diptera; Muscidae.
AUGAGGCGUCGUCAAAAUUCCAAGGAGACCCUUUUGGUCACGGAUGACAAAAAUGAUUCACAUCACGAGAAAACAGACAUACGCGGCGACCGGGGCAACAUCUUGAUAUUGUUGUUCUUGUAUAUACUGCAAGGUAUACCGUUGGGUUUGAUAGCAGCUGUGCCUAUGCUUUUGCAGAAUCGUGGAGCCAGCUAUAAACAGCAAGCGGAAUUUUCAUUUGCCUAUUGGCCCUUCAGUUUGAAGCUGUUGUGGGCACCCAUUGUUGAUGCGGUGUAUGUCAAACGUUUUGGUCGACGGAAAUCAUGGCUGGUGCCAUGCCAAUAUCUCAUUGGUGGAUUUAUGUUGUUCCUGUCAUGGCAGGUGGAUCGCUGGUUGGGUGGCAAUGGAGUUGAACCAAAUGUACCGCUGCUGACCGCAUUAUUUUUCUUGCUAAACUUUUUGGCUGCCACCCAGGACAUUGCUGUCGACGGCUGGGCUUUGACCAUGUUGAAACGUGUUAAUGUUGGCUAUGCCUCCACCUGCAAUAGUGUGGGACAAACUGCUGGCUACUUUUUGGGUUAUGUAGCAUUUAUUGCCUUGGAAUCAAAGGAGUUCUGCAACACCUAUUUACGUUCCGUACCCAAAGAUGUUGGCAUGGUAACCCUACCGGAAUUCUUGUGGUUCUGGGGUAUCUGUUUCUUGGUGGCCACAACUUUGGUCGCCCUCUUCAAAAAGGAAAACAUUGCCAAGCAUAAGGAUGAUGGUAGCCGCUACACCGAGGAACAUGAAUUGAACAUCUAUGAAAGUUAUAAAAUCCUUAUCGAUAUGGUACGCAUGCGUCCAGUACAGAUUCUAGCUGGUAUCCUAUUAACGGUGAAGGUGACAUUUGCCGCUUGCGAUGCUGUGACUUCCUUGAAACUAAUCGACGCCGGGGUACCCAAAGAAAAAUUGGCUUUGCUGGUCGUACCCAUAAUCCCCUUACAAAUUGUUUUGCCAUUGGUUGUUAGCCGUUAUACAAAUGGACCCCGUCCCAUGGAUGUGUACGUUAAAGCCAUACCGUAUCGUAUUGUUUUCGCUUCCUUGGCAUCGUUAAUUGCCUAUUUGACACCGUAUAUGAUUGCGGGUGGCGAGGUGCCAAUCUACUAUUAUGUCCUGUUGGUGGUCAACUAUGGCAUCUAUCAAAUAUUUUUGUAUUGUAUGUUUGUUGCUGUUAUGGCAUUCUUUGCCAAAAUAUCCGAUCCAGCUGUGGGUGGAACCUAUAUGACAUUCCUGAAUACAUUAUCGAAUUUGGGUGGUAAUUGGGCGAAUACGGUCAUUUUGUGGUUGGUCGAUGUUCUCACGUGGAAAGAGUGUGUCAAUGUCGAUGAUAGUCUGGCGGAAAAGAAUCAUUGUCUGACCAAGAAACAAACACAGGAAUGUACAUCUGCCGGUGGUGAAUGUAAAAUCGUAUUCGAUGGCUAUUAUAUAGAAUCAAUUAUCUGUAUUAUAUAUGGUAUUGUUUGGCUACUGUGUGUACGCAAAUGGAUUAACUAUCUACAAAAUCUACCCAAUAAAGCAUGGCUGGUGGUGAAAUCCAACAAUGUGACGGCCAAGAAAAGUUAGCAAUUAAUAGU